This is a messenger RNA of Theileria annulata, 1032 nucleotides long. RefSeq lists its product as uncharacterized. Gene Ontology annotation, molecular function: protein binding; snoRNA binding. Gene Ontology annotation, cellular component: small-subunit processome. Bases 1 to 1032 code for a protein of 343 amino acids. The record is from RefSeq and is a predicted model, not a curated record. Lineage: Eukaryota; Apicomplexa; Aconoidasida; Piroplasmida; Theileriidae. The transcript is spliced from 2 exons.
AUGGAAUCAAGAUUAUGUAAAAGAUGUCAUAAAAAUUGUAUAACAGGUGUUGCUGUAGAAGAUGAUAAGAUAUGUUCUGUAGGUAAAGAUUCUACAGUACUAUUACAUCAAAAAACUGAAUCUGAACUAAUUUGUAUAAAUAAAUUUAAUCUAUCAGAACAUAUUAAUUUAACUUCUGUUGAUAUUUUGAAUAAUCAAAUCAUCACAUCAGAUUCCAUAGGUUACUUACAUCUUAUUCCCAUCAACACUAAUAAUACUAAUGUUAAUACUCUUAACGGUAGUAUAUUUAAUGGUAAUAUAGUUAAUGGUAAUGGUAUAAAAAAUAAAAUACAUAAUGGUAUGGUAAGUUAUGUAAAAUAUAUAAAUGAUAAUCAAGUAAUAAGUUGUGGUUAUGAUAAUAAAGUUCGUGUAUGGGAUUUAAGAAGUUUAAAAAUGCCAAUACAUAAUUUAAUUGGACAUACAUCAAAUGUUAAUUAUUUAGACACAAUAUUAUUGGAUAAACCUGAUGAACAAAUUAUUUCAUUCACUAAUGAAUCUUUUAAAAUUCUUUCAGCAGCUUCGGAUCGUACUACAAAUACUGGAACACAUAUGGUAUAUAAAAUACCAAUAGAAAGAUCACAAAAUGCAGAAUGUUGUUGUAUAAUAUUAGAGAAACCGAAUUAUAUAUUUGCAGUAGGAUUAGAUGAUGGAAUUUUAUUAAUUUACAAUUCAAAAUUAAAAAAUCCAAUUACACAAGAAAUCAUUGGAGAUAAUAUUAAUUGUAUUCGACACUAUAAUGAGAUUAUAUUUGUUUCUACAAGUUCAGGUGAAUUAAUAUUGUUUAAUUAUAAAUUUAAUAAUAAGUUUACUGAAUGUGAAUUAAUAUUAUUGAAUAAAUUAACAUUUCCAGGAAGUAUAAAUGAUUUUAAAAUACAAUAUUCUAAUAAUAUAUUAAUUUGUGCUGUUGGUACAGAAUUAAGAUUAGGAAGAUGGAAAACAAAUCUCUCAACAAAUAAUAAAAAUCAAAUUAUAAUACAAUAUCUUAACAUAUAA